Neopsephotus bourkii (Bourke's parrot) is the source of this 4258-nucleotide messenger RNA. RefSeq names its product solute carrier family 1 member 3 (gene SLC1A3). NCBI's taxonomy places the organism in Eukaryota, Metazoa, Chordata, Aves, Psittaciformes, Psittacidae. The transcript is spliced from 10 exons. Gene Ontology annotation, cellular component: plasma membrane. The coding region runs from base 243 to 1874 and encodes 543 amino acids. Gene Ontology annotation, molecular function: neutral L-amino acid transmembrane transporter activity; L-glutamate transmembrane transporter activity; glutamate:sodium symporter activity. The record is from RefSeq and is a predicted model, not a curated record. Gene Ontology annotation, biological process: L-glutamate import across plasma membrane; L-aspartate import across plasma membrane; D-aspartate import across plasma membrane.
UUACAGUGAUAGUAAGUUGCUGUAUUCCAGAGCACAUGCAGAUUGUCAGUUUGCUCUGCCUCCCGCUCGCUCAGCUCUGCAGCUCUGCUGGAAAACCCCCACUUUACCUGCCACCACCGUGUUCUUAGGGUACUGAAGAUCUGAAAAGAUUUCUCCAGUACCUCCCACGGAAAAGAGUCUUCCACUUUUCUGAAGGGAUAUUGGCAAAAGUUAAUUAUAGGAGAAAAGUUUCAGCAAGAUAGAUGACUAAAGGUAACGGAGAAGACCCAAAAAGUGGAAGUAGGAUGGAACGCAUUCAACAAGGUGUCCGGAAACGUACCCUUUUGGCAAAAAAAAAAGUGCAGAGCAUAACAAAGGAUGAUGUUAAAAGUUAUUUAUUGAGGAAUGCCUUUGUGCUCUUCACCGUUGUUGCUGUGAUUCUUGGUGUAAUACUUGGAUUUUCUCUCCGUUCAUAUAAGAUGAGCUAUCGGGAAGUCAAGUACUUUUCAUUUCCAGGAGAACUGCUCAUGAGAAUGCUGCAAAUGCUGGUCCUGCCACUAAUUGUGUCCAGUUUAGUCACAGGAAUUGCUGCCCUGGAUAGUAAAGCAUCAGGGAAGAUGGGAGUCCGAGCAGUAAUCUACUACAUGAGUACUACGAUCAUUGCUGUACUGAUUGGUAUAAUCAUUGUGGUCAUCAUUCACCCUGGGAAAGGUACUAAAGAAAACAUGCACAGAGAAGGCAAAAUUGUGCAAGUGACAGCAGCAGAUGCCUUUCUUGAUUUAAUCAGAAAUAUGUUCCCUCCAAAUCUGGUGGAAGCUUGCUUUAAACAGUUCAAAACUAACUAUGAAAAGAGAAUGUUUAAAGUAGGUAUUCCAUCCAAUGACACCUCCACAGUCGCUUCCAUAAUAAACAACGUGUCAGAAGCAAUGGAAACCCUCACCCAGCUGAAAGAGGAAAUAGUUCCUGUUCCAGGUUCUGUAAAUGGAGUGAAUGCCCUUGGCUUGGUGGUUUUCUCAAUAAGCUUUGGCCUGGUGAUUGGAAGCAUGAGGGAGCAAGGUCAAGCACUAAAAGACUUCUUUGAUAGCCUUAAUGAGGCAAUCAUGAGAUUGGUAGCUCUAAUCAUGUGGUAUGCUCCACUUGGAAUCCUCUUCUUGAUUGCUGGAAAAAUUGUUGAGAUGGAAGAUAUGGGUGUGAUCGGUGGUCAGCUUGCCAUGUAUACCGUAACAGUUAUCAUCGGUUUACUAAUUCAUGCUGUCAUUGUCCUACCUCUUCUCUACUUCCUGAUCACUCGUAAGAACCCUUGGGUAUUUAUUGGAGGCUUAAUCCAGGCAUUAGUCACAGCUUUGGGAACGUCUUCCAGUUCUGCCACACUACCUGUUACAUUCAAGUGUCUAGAAGAAAUAAAUGGAGUGGACAAACGAGUUACAAGAUUUGUACUCCCAGUUGGUGCUACAAUUAAUAUGGAUGGAACUGCUUUAUAUGAGGCUUUGGCUGCAAUUUUCAUUGCACAGGUUAACAACUUUGAUCUGAACUUUGGGCAGAUUAUCACAAUCAGCAUCACAGCUACAGCUGCCAGUAUUGGGGCUGCAGGCAUUCCCCAAGCUGGACUGGUCACCAUGGUCAUUGUGCUUACAUCAGUAGGUUUGCCUACAGAUGAUAUCACUCUUAUCAUUGCAGUGGACUGGUUCUUGGAUCGCCUCCGUACCACUACCAAUGUCUUGGGAGAUUCCAUUGGAGCAGGAAUUGUUGAACACUUAUCGCGACAUGAGCUGAAGAACAGGGAUGCUGAAAUGGGUAAUUCUGUGAUAGAGGAGAAUGAAAUGAAGAAACCAUACCAACUGAUCUCACAAGAAAAUGAAAGUGAGAAACCAUUAGAUAGUGAAACCAAGAUGUAAAGUAGAGAAAGCAUGAUUCCAACACUACAAAAGUGGAAAAGACAUACUUUUUCCAGCCAUUUUUAUCUUGAAUUCACCAAGUUCACUUAUUCCUUGAUUUCUCCCUUUACGCUUGCACCAGAAAGAAUUAAUGAGAAUAUGUUCCAAAUUAGCAGUGAUCAUGGUGUAUGUUGACUUCCCACUUAAAAAGAGUUAACAGGCAACAACAUGGAUCCUGCUAGACAUGUGCUAACUGGGGAUAAAAAAAAAAAAAAAGAGAGAUUGUCAUUUAAAUUAAAAAAAAACAGAAGUCUGAAUAUGUUGCUCAGUCCUCUGCACUUUUUUUUUUUUAUGAACUGGAAAGUAAAAACACUUAACAGAGCCUGAAAAUGGUUUUAUUUUUUUAAAUACCAGUUGUAAAAUUCCUAACAUUUAUAAAUACACAAUCAAUACUUCUAACUUGGUUUCUGCAUCCUGCUAAGUAAAUUAACAGGUUUUUUCCCUUUUUUUCUGUUGGGUUGUUGUUUGGGUUUUUUUCUUUAGUUGUUCGAAUACUAGCAGGACAACAAAAAGAAGGACAAUAUUUGAAAAGAUAAAAAGAUACAUAAAUUUAAAAAAAUACCCGACAUCAGCACUUUUGUCAGCUGAAUUGAAAUAUUUGAUAAAGUUAUUUCAUUUAGACAGAGAUUUUUGCAUUAGCCUCAGCUGAUCUUGGCAAAAAAAUACCCUGUUAGCUUCUACUGACUUGCAAGCAUUUAUGUAUGUAUAUGUGUACUUCCAACCUUGAUUUGCCCCCUUAAUUUCAACAUCACGACCCAGGUGAACAAUCUAUGUGUGUGUUUUCAGGAGAAAGGCCAUGGGCUGUAUUGAGUCUGGGACGGAAAAUGUCUCUUUUCUCCAGAGAGACAGAACAUCUCCUGUUGGGGGAAAAAAACCCCACAAACAAUGCCAUUAUCUACUUAAAACACACUUAUAACAAUAAAAAGAAGUGCCCUUCUGGAGAAGGGGCAGAUGGGUGAGAUGCUCAGAUGCUAAAGGGAUUAGAUUCUAAUUCUGGAUCCCUGGGACCAACAGGAGGAUUUCUGAUUGGAAAACUUCCAAAUGUUGGUCAUCCCACUGGUAAGUUAUAGAGCUAUUAGAUGGAUUUACAUUUUUCCAUCUGGAGAAAAAGGCUCCCUGUUUCAAUGCAAGAUUUUGAAAUCCUUGUUUAUCACUAGCAUCUCAAAAAGAAAAAAUAAUACCCUUAGAAGGUGCAAUUAAUAGGUGGUUUUUAAUAGAAAAAAUAUAUAAAUUGUGGCAUAGUAAAUACUAUAAUAAAUGUUGAAAUUUUGAUUAGAAGGAUUUUAAAGCACAAUAUUGUAGGUUUCUUUCAGGGAAUAGAUAUUGAAAGAAUGAAAAAAGUGAAACAAUGCACUUGUAAUCUUGUGGCUUUUUUUGUUCAAUUCAAGAUUAUUCUUUGAUGAAGCUAUUUUCUAGAAAUAUAAAUCAUGUAUUUCUUCCUUUUUGCCUUGUCUUAUUAUAGAGGUUAAACUGCAAAGUUUUAUAAUGAAGUUACAACUGGGGGGAUGAAAAAAUAUUAAUCAACAGGCACAAUAGUGUUGAGUGAUUUUUUAAUUAAAAUGAUUGUCUAUUGCUCCCUAUCCAAAACUUCUGAUGGCAGAAAUGAAGGAUUCCCUUGCAAUGUCCCAGUUGCCACAAAAAAAAAAAAGCAUUCAGUAUGUUAGUUCUGUCAGUAAAUGAAUAUAAACAUGGUGUACAAUAACUAUUGUGAAAAUGUCAGCAUGCUGGUUGAAAAGCAAAUCUUUUCCCAGGCAAGACUGAUUUUUUUUAAGGACUGAAAACUCCUGCCCAUCUUCUCCAGUUGAGUAACCGAGACAAUACGAGCAGGAACUCUACAGUGAAUGAAGUGAGCAGGGUUUAAUACAAAGUAUUGAGCAGUCAAACCAACAAAGCUCUAAAUGAAUCUCUGACUGAAAGAGAACAAAAAUGGGGGAUUUUUUUUUUUUUUUUUUUUGCUAACAGAAUGCAAAUCUAGGAUAUAGACCGGCAUUUUCUGACAUGUAAUUAGAGAUAUUUUUAUAUAGAUACUGUAUUCAGAAUGUGUGUAUAAACAUUAACAGUAGAAUUUAUGGCAUAACAAUUUAAUUUUUUGUGAAGAUUUUGUUUGGAAAUACAUAGCAAAGACAAUGUAAAUGGCUGUCUUUCUAUGACAUCAGCUGAGAAAAAAGAAUUGUGUCACAAAGAAUGUGAUCUUUUUUUAUACUAACUUUGUUUGUUAUGGAAAUCAGGUAUUAUAGAAAGAUUCCCUUCCCCAUACCUCACUGGUUCUGCAUUGAUGUGCACCCAGUGUGGAUUGAGAAACAUUACUUUGUAGAUGUAUUUUCAAUAAAAAUAGUUUUACAUUA